Eremothecium gossypii ATCC 10895 is the source of this 792-nucleotide messenger RNA. RefSeq lists its product as uncharacterized. Gene Ontology annotation, cellular component: membrane. The transcript has a single exon. The record is from RefSeq and is marked provisional. Bases 1 to 792 code for a protein of 263 amino acids. NCBI's taxonomy places the organism in Eukaryota, Fungi, Ascomycota, Saccharomycetes, Saccharomycetales, Saccharomycetaceae.
AUGGGUGCGGAAAACUCAUGCCGGCUAUUGGGACCGGUGGCGCUCUUCAUCCAGUUCUUCAUGGCGGCCGUGGCCGUCGGGGGAUUGCUAGUUAAGCGCCAGUACGAGCACCCCAAGCGCACGUGGCGGGUGUGGUCAUACGAUGUGGGAAAGCAGAUGAUCGGGUCUGCCGGGAUACACCUGCUCAAUGUGCUGCUGAGCAUCAUGAAGAGCCAGGGCCUGCUCGGCACGCUGAAAAAGACGGACGACCAGUGCGACUGGUUCUUCGUGAACCUCUUGAUGGACACGACGGUCGGCAUCCCGAUUUUGUGGUGCUGGUUGGUGCUGAUCCACAAGGGGCUGCAGGCGCUGGGCGUGCAGAACAUCGAGAGCGGCAACUACUACCCCACGCUGGACAAGCCGGAGCCCGGCGCCGCGGUGCCGCGCACCGGCCCGAUGUUCAGCGCGUUCGUCAAGCAGCUCCUCGUGUUCGUGUCCGGGCUCGCCAUGAUGAAGGUGUGCAUUUUCCUGCUGCUCGGCUGCUUCGAGCAGCUCGCGAACCUCUUCGCCGACCUCGUGCUCGGCUGGUCCGACCCCUGGCCCAACCUCCAGGUGUUCCUCGUCAUGUUCGUGUUCCCCGUCCUGUUGAACUGCUUCCAGUACUUCUGCGUCGACAACAUCAUCAAGUUGCCAUCCGACCGCUUGACCCGCCAGAACGUCGACAAUUUCGACCAGGAGUCCAUCUUCGAACAGAACGGCGUCUACGUGCCCACCCUGCUGGCAGCGGCGAAGCAAACAUACCUGGCCGUGUGA